Olea europaea var. sylvestris is the source of this 3212-nucleotide messenger RNA. RefSeq names its product serine/threonine-protein kinase BLUS1-like. Gene Ontology annotation, molecular function: protein kinase activity; ATP binding; protein serine/threonine kinase activator activity. Gene Ontology annotation, biological process: protein phosphorylation. The transcript is spliced from 21 exons. The coding region runs from base 804 to 2894 and encodes 696 amino acids. NCBI's taxonomy places the organism in Eukaryota, Viridiplantae, Streptophyta, Magnoliopsida, Lamiales, Oleaceae. The record is from RefSeq and is a predicted model, not a curated record.
ACUUGUUACCAUUUUCAGUGGAGAAUAAGAUAUUUUCUUGUUCUCUACCAAGAAAAUAAGAAAGAAAAAUAGUUUAUUUCGAAAAUAACUUUAUUUAUUUAACGGUGUGAUGAUUCCACCGCAGGAACCGCAGACAGCUGUUGGGGGGAAGACUUGAUGAUUCUAUUGACGACGUCAUUUAUGCUCCUUGCUUCCUCUCUGAAGAUUUCUAUAUUCUCCUCUCGCUCGAAGUUCCGUGGUCUACAAACCCUAGGUUUGUACAAUUUCCAGUUGAUUAUACCUAUUGGACUUGGAACUGGUCAAAACGAUUCAACAUAUCGGUGGAAUAUUUUUUUAACUUCUGGACCUCAUUUGUUCUUCAGAAGGUUUAUGUGGAGAUACGUAGCUUGUCUACAUAUCAGUCCAUAAUCCUGUCUAAAUAAUCAUUCGGGUGAUUGUUGAGAAAAAUUGCAGCUGCAUUUUGAACCAAUUCUUAUCUAAAGAGGUCAAGGGAGUUGAGUUUGAAAAAUCACAAAAACUAUUGGCUGGGUGUUAUCUGCAUCUGUCUAUACUUUUGGAAGGUCCUUCAGUUGGAGAUUGAUAUUUAGUUGGAAUAGUUUCCUUUGGCAAAAAUAUUGAGUUGAAAGUUUCAUGCUGUGAAUGUGUUGCAGCUACAUAAAUUGGGUAUUCAGAAGGAAAAUGAUAAUUUAUUUGAAGAAACUUCAUAUUUUCUUGAGUCCCGCCUCUUUUGGCUAUAUUCAGUUGAAGUGUACUGGGAUGUCAAGGUGUAAAGGGGGUGUUAAUUUUUGAUACAAGGAGAAAUUAUGGAACUGGUAUCAGGAAAAAGGUUUCCUCUUGAUGCUAAAGAUUAUAAGUUAUACGAGGAAGUUGGCGAAGGUGUUAGUGCGACUGUGUACAGAGCUAUCUGCAUUCCUCUUAAUGAAAUAGUUGCAAUCAAGGUUCUUGAUCUUGAGAAGUGUAACAGUGACCUGGAUGGUAUCCGCCGAGAGGUACAGACAAUGAUUUUGAUUGACCAUCCAAAUGUAGUACGAGCACAUUGCUCCUUCACUACUGGCCAUAACCUUUGGGUUGUAAUGCCUUACAUGGAUGGGGGAUCUUGCCUUCAUAUAAUGAAAUCAUCAUAUCAAGAUGGUUUGGAGGAGCCUGUUAUCGCUACAUUAUUACGCGAGGUCCUCAAAGCUCUUGUGUAUCUUCAUUUCCAUGGACACAUUCAUAGAGAUGUGAAGGCUGGGAAUAUAUUGAUUGAUUCUGAUGGCGCUGUUAAAUUAGCAGACUUUGGAGUAUCUGCAUGCAUGUUUGACACUGGUGAUCGCCAACGUUCUAGAAAUACAUUUGUUGGAACUCCAUGCUGGAUGGCUCCGGAAGUUAUGCAGCAAUUGCAUGGAUACGAUUUUAAAGCAGAUAUUUGGUCAUUUGGAAUAACAGCUCUUGAACUUGCUCAUGGUCAUGCUCCAUUCUCUAAGUAUCCACCAAUGAAGGUUCUCCUGAUGACCCUGCAGAACGCACCACCAGGGCUUGACUAUGAAAGAGACAAACGAUUUUCCAAGUCUUUCAAAGAACUGGUUGCUGCUUGCUUGGUGAAGGAUCCCAAAAAGCGUCCCACGUCAGAAAAGCUUCUAAAGCACCAUUUCUUCAAAAAUGCACGCAACACUGAUUAUUUAGCCCGUACUAUCCUUGAUGGCUUGCCCUCUUUAGGUGAACGGUUUAGGAUACUCAAGGCAAAAGAAGCAGAUCUUCUUGUUCAAAAUAAGGCUUUGUACGAGGACAAGGAUCAAUUAUCACAGCAAGAGUAUAUGCGAGGAAUCAGUGCCUGGAAUUUCAAUCUGGAGGAUCUGAAGAAUCAAGCUGCCCUUAUUCAGGAUGAUGCUAUUUCUAAUUCAGAAGAUUCGAGUGUGAGUGGCAAGCAGAGGAACGGGCAAGAUGACGCUGGUACUCCUCCAGAUGGGGUAUCUCCUGAUCGGGCCAAUCAUUCAAAUGAUGCGCAGCAGCUGGAGGACGGACUCAAUGAUAUUCAUGAUCUGGAGAAUUCGCUUGCUGCAUUUCCCAUGAAACCUCUUCAGGCACUCAAAGGUUGUUUUGAUGUAAGUGAGGAUUACAUGGAUGCUGGUCGUCCAAAUUGGAAAAAUUCUGCACGCUCAGAUUCUGAACAUCAAAGUCAACAAUAUGCAUCAGCAAAAGCCGAGGAUCAAGAAACUGGAAGAGAUGAUGGUGAAAGUACUUGUCAAAGUGGCUCCUUACCACCACCUGCCAUUUCAGGACAUAAAUUUUUUCCAAGCGGUUCACUAUUACAGGAUAAUGUUCAAUCUCCUAAAAAAUUUAUAGGUGAUGGAGACAGGGAAUAUCUGCGACAAAGAUACCCGAAUGAGCGGAAUUACAGUGGUCCAUUACAGUAUCGUCAAAAGAAAGAUUUCAGUAAUUCUACAGCUGGGGAAGACGUAUCUGAAGGUGCUGUGGUCCAACGCAGGGGACGUUUUAAAGUCACUUCAGCAGAUCUGAGCCCCAGGAGUUCUACGAGCUGUUUCUUUAAUCCAAAUACUGGAGGUUCCACAAUCCCGAUGAACCCAAGCCUUGCAGCUGUUUCAGUUCUUCCGUCAUUGCAAUGUAUCCUGCAGCAGAACUCUAUGCAAAGAGAAGAGAUAAUUAAAUUGAUCAAGUUUUUGGAGCAAACCUCUGGCAAUCCUAAUGAGCCCUCUGAGGAAGGAGUAAAUGAACUUUCACAGAUUCGAGCUACUGCUGAUAAGGAGAGAGAGUUACAGGCUCAGGUGAUUCAAUUGCAACAAAGUUUUCCGAAUCUCAGCAUUGGAAGUCUAGUUGAAGAAUUACAGAGACAGAAGAUAAAAAAUACUCAUUUGGAAAAGAAAUUGGAAUCGAUGCCUAAGGACGAAAAUACAUGAGAAUGAUUGAAGUUCAAAUGAAAGAUACUAGAUGGUGUGACCAGCUAUUGUGGUAUUUCUCGUUCCUCAUCUCCCUCGAGAAAGAGCUUCCUUAGUAUAUUCAAAUUAUUUGUCCUGAGAUAUAGGAGGGGUGUGGUUGAGAAUUUUGUGCAGCAGACGUGUGAUUGUGAAGCCAAUUUUCUGGGUUGCCGCUUUUCAUAUUUUAUUUUGACUGCUUGAUUUGUAAUUAUUGUACUACUAAACAUAAGGUGGCCCUGCCUUUUAUGUUACGAAAACUACUAAAAUUAUUUAUUUUAAGUUGAUCUUGCUUUUUUAUGA